ACAAUUGAUAACGACUGAUAAAAAACGUCAAUAACGACAUUGUUGAAGUUCAACGAAAAAUCUUUAUUAUUAUAAAACGAUAUAAACAUUAUGUCAACAGUGAGUGAAAAAGAAGUAGACGUUAUGCACGGAUUAAAAACUGUUUUAGCUCAAAUAGAGUCUGCUGUAGCCCGGAGAAGUAAAGAUCUGCCACAAGUAAUACCAAGAUUAGUUGCAGUAUCAAAAAUAAAACCUGCUACAUUAAUAGUCCAAGCUUAUGAAGCAGGGCAAAGACAUUUCGGAGAAAAUUAUGUUAAUGAACUGGCAGAUAAAGCUAAAGAUCCAUUAAUAUUGGAAAAUUGCAAGGAUAUAAAAUGGCAUUUCAUUGGUCACCUACAAACAAAUAAAAUAAAUAAACUACUUGGCUCUCCGGGAUUGUUUAUGGUUGAAACUGUGGAUUCUGAAAAGCUGGCAGACAAUUUAAAUAAACAAUGGUUGAAAUAUAGAAAUGAGGAAGAAAAAUUAAAGAUUAUGGUGCAAAUUAAUACUAGUGGUGAAGAAGUAAAAAAUGGCAUAGAACCACCAGAGACAUGUCAACUAGUUGAGCAUGUCCUGAAGAAUUGUCCAAAUCUCGAGUUUACAGGGCUAAUGACUAUUGGACAGUAUGACUAUGAUUUAUCAAAAGGCCCCAAUCCAGAUUUUAUAACAUUGGCAAAAUGUCGAGAAGAAGUCUGCAACAAACUGAAUUUGGAUAUAAAAAAUGUAGAAUUGUCUAUGGGUAUGUCGAGUGAUUUUGAACAUGCUAUUGAAGUUGGAGCUACGACAGUUCGUGUAGGCUCAAAUAUCUUUGGUGCUAGGCCGCCAAAUUUCAAACCUUAGGUUAUCGUAAAUGAAUAAGCACAAAGUCUUCCAAAGUGUAAUGUUAUUUGUUUAGGUAAAACACAUUGCUGGCAAUUUUUCUCAUCUUAAAUGAUUCGAGAUUAGAAUAUGUUAUGAAAGUGAGAUUGUUAUUUAAUGUUAUGUUUUUAGAUUUCAGAUUAAAUACGUUUUACAAUU
Molecule: messenger RNA, 1035 nt
Organism: Papilio polytes (common Mormon)
Lineage: Eukaryota; Metazoa; Arthropoda; Insecta; Lepidoptera; Papilionidae
Product: proline synthase co-transcribed bacterial homolog protein
Exons: 4
Coding region: 91-858 (255 amino acids)
Cellular component (GO): intracellular anatomical structure
Molecular function (GO): pyridoxal phosphate binding
Source: RefSeq, a predicted model, not a curated record